This is a messenger RNA of Sphaeroforma arctica JP610, 711 nucleotides long. RefSeq lists its product as hypothetical. The coding region runs from base 1 to 711 and encodes 236 amino acids. NCBI's taxonomy places the organism in Eukaryota, Ichthyosporea, Ichthyophonida. The record is from RefSeq and is a predicted model, not a curated record. The transcript has 6 exons.
AUGAACUGGUGUUCUGCGAUGAGCUUAUUGCAAGGGGAACGCGUGUACAAAAGCUCACAACAGUUUGGAAGUACACCACCACCCGCUGAACUACAAAACGCAGAAGUGCAGACUUACUCCGUGAUCCGUAGUCAAAACUCUUUUGUACUGAUGUUUGCGACCGCCGAUUUGUUUAGCUAUACAGUUCGACCGAUUUUGCAUUGGAAUACAGAUGAGGAAGUCGAAGUGGACAAAAUACCAGAUUACGAAUCGACAAGUCAGUCAUCGGUUAAAGACAGAUAUGAAGCAGUAGCGAAGACACCAGAUCGUGGCGCAAAGUGCCUGGCACAGCUUUCGUCGAUCAGCAAGAAUAUUGAGUCGAAAACAUCGAGCUCGCUUUCCCUGAAAGUUUUUGUUGCGGAAUCCAGCAAAGGUGAAGCACUUAAGACUCGGGAUAAAUUUGCCCUGCUGACGAACAUCGUCAAACUGGCCGGAUCCGAGGCAACUAAAUCGCCCAGCUCGCGAUGCGAAACGCAGAGCAAGAAAGAAAAGCUCCUUGAUAGUUGUGUUACAGGUGAUAGCCUGGCUGUUGAUGAUGGUAUGUGUUUUAACGCAAUGCAAUACGUCAAGUUGUGCACGGGUGCUGAUGUGGGCAUGUGUGAUCAGCUCAGUUAUUAUAUUAUGAUGGGUGAGGGUGCACGAUUCGACUCUAAUGCUAGCUUUGCCGGGUGA